Molecule: messenger RNA, 975 nt
Organism: Acipenser ruthenus (sterlet)
Lineage: Eukaryota; Metazoa; Chordata; Actinopteri; Acipenseriformes; Acipenseridae
Product: olfactory receptor 6N1-like
Exons: 2
Coding region: 1-975 (324 amino acids)
Biological process (GO): G protein-coupled receptor signaling pathway
Cellular component (GO): membrane
Molecular function (GO): G protein-coupled receptor activity; olfactory receptor activity
Source: RefSeq, a predicted model, not a curated record
AUGGCAAGCUACAAUCAAACAGCUACAAACAUUUCAGAAUUUAUUGUCAACGGUUUCUCUGGGCUUCAAGACGACCAGUCGCAGCUUGAUCUUAUACUCUUUGUGUUUUUCAUUACAAUCUAUAUAAUUACAUUAUUUGGCAACUUCUCUAUUUUAAUUCUGAUUGCAUUAGAUGAGGCACUGCAUACUCCUAUGUACCUCCUUAUAAGCGUUUUAGCUUUUUUAGAUGUAUGUAUUCCUUCUGUUACUGUUCCAAAAAUGUUAACAAAUGUUAUAUUUAAUUCUAAAAGUAUUGUGUUCGGAGCAUGCUUCACUCAAACGUUUUUCUAUCUUGGUAUCGGUUCAACUGAAUCCUUCAUUCUUAUGGUUAUGGCUUAUGAUCGCUAUGUUGCUAUUUGCAAUCCACUGCAUUACUCGACAAUAAUGACUAAUAAACAUGUGAUUAAAUUAUGUAUUUUUUGUUGGAUUGGAGGCAUGAUGGUACCAGUUGUGCCUUUGUAUACUGCUCUUAGGUUACCAUUUUGUGGACCCAAUGUAGUACUCCACUGUUUUUGCGAUUAUUCUGCUGUUGUUAAACUGGCUUGUGCUGACGUCACCUUAAAUGCUGUUGUUUCUCUCACAAUAGCUAUGUCUGUGUUGUUAAUUCCUUUAGCUUUUAUAGUUUUUUCUUAUAUUAAAAUAAUUAGUUCAGUUCUUAAAGUUGCCUCUACAGAAGGGCGAAAAAAAGCCUUUUCUACCUGUGCUUCUCACCUGUUUGUGAUUGUAAUUUUCUAUGUGGUUGCAGUUCUGGUGUUUAUAUCCUAUCGAAUCACAGGAUUCUCAUCGGAUGUUCGUAUUAUGGCUGCAGUACUUCAGAAUGUGUUACCCUCCAUGGUGAACCCAAUAAUAUAUUGCCUCAAAACCAAAGACAUCAGGAAGAGCUUUUCCAAAUUUCUUCAAAGACGCAAAGUUGCAGGGCAUGGCUUGUUAAACUGA